Phragmites australis (common reed) is the source of this 1402-nucleotide messenger RNA. RefSeq lists its product as uncharacterized. The record is from RefSeq and is a predicted model, not a curated record. The transcript is spliced from 7 exons. Lineage: Eukaryota; Viridiplantae; Streptophyta; Magnoliopsida; Poales; Poaceae. The coding region runs from base 162 to 1154 and encodes 330 amino acids.
AAAUCCGAUUCCCCCAUUUCACGCAGGUCCAUCCUCCGAUCUAGGGCUAUUAAAAAACUUCGAAGCUCGAGCUCAGCUAGUUGACAGCGCUACUCUCCGUCCGCCUUCCAAACUCCGGAGUCCCGACCUCCUCGCCAACCAAUCCAUCAACCGUUCCAACGAUGUGCUCCUGCGCCUGCGCGGGCCUCCCCCACCCGUUCUUCGGACCCGCUCCAAGCCCAAAGCCCAGACACGCCUCCUCGCGCGGCCCUGUCCAGGCCCGACGCGUCCUCAUCGCGCGUGCGGGCGCGGCCGCCCGGGACGACGCGCCCGCACCGCCGUCCAGUUUCGACUUCCUCGCGCUGAAGCGGGAGCUCGAGGAGGAGGAGGAGGAGGCGGUGGUGGCUGUCGAGGCGGAGGAGAGAGGAGGGGGAGACGGGGCUACUACCGAGGGCGAAGACGGUGGAGUGAGGGAGGCGGAGAGGAGUGCGGGUGGUACGAGGAGGCGGCGGCGGAGGCAGAUGGUGAGGCGUUCGGCGCUGCUCGCGAAGCAGGUGGUCAGCGUGCGCUCGGCGCGGAGCCUCGGGUUCGUGUCGCAGCUCUGGGUCGACGCCGCCUCGUGGAUUGUUGCGUUGGUUGAAGUGAGGCCAAGCUUGCUUUCAGGAGAAGCAGAGAAAUUCCUUUUUGAGGACAUAUAUCAGGUUGGAGAUGUGGUGCUUGUUGAGGAUGAAUCUGUGAUUGAGAAUGAACAUAAACUGGUUGGAUUGCACAGCUUGGUGGGCUGCAAUGUUGUAACUUCCAGGCGACGCAAUGUUGGUAAGGUGCGUGGCUUCACAUUUGACAUCAACUCAGGUGCUAUGGAGUCUCUUGAGCUUGACUCAUUCGGGCUCUCUAUUGUCCCUUCUAGUCUGGUAAGCACAUACUGUUUGUUUGUGCAAGAUGUGCUAGAUAUAGUCUCUGAUACAAUCGUGGUGCAUGAAGACGCGGUUUCUCGGGUUCAACGGUUAACACAGGGCAUUUGGGGCACUCAAAACAUCGGCGGACCUGGUGGUGGGAUGGACGAGUACGGUAGAUUUGGGAGAAGAGCAAAUAGUCAGGGAAAUUCUGGUGGCCGAAAACUCCGUAGGAAGUCGAGGGAUCCGGAGGAUGAAUGGGAGCUGCCGAUGGAUUAUUGACAGAUCGUACAAGUUGCAGCUGUGCAGGGCGAGAAGUUUUGCCUUGCUCUUCUGGUUAGUGCCAUUUCUGUGCUGCAAUAGUGAAUGCUAGGAUAUGCUAUAGUUGUUGUACAUAUUGGCGGAUCACGAUUCACGAAAGGGUGGCCCUUUCUACCUGGCCGUCGUUUGGUCGCUUUGGGCCGGUGGAUUAGUGAAAAGCGAAUUCAUUUUGCCACGCAAUAAUGGAACCCCUUUUGACUUGGCCGACA